AUGGACACUGAAGGUAUUAAAAAAGCAUGGUAAACAUAAGGGGAUAGUGAAGAAUAAAAAGUUAAUAUAGAUGUAGUUGAAAAUCUAGUUGACCCAAAAUGUCCUGUUGAAUUAAAAACAAAGCUUAACAAUGAAUAAGAAGAUAAAUUAGCUGCUUUUUUGAAAAAGAUAUAAAUGAGCAUUUAAGAUGAUGAUGAAUUCGACGCAUCUGUGAAAAAUAAAAUUUUAGACUGGAAAACAGAAAUAGAAUGUAAGUAAUAAUAAUAGACAUAAUAAUAAAAUAAUAAUUGA
Molecule: messenger RNA, 291 nt
Organism: Tetrahymena thermophila SB210
Lineage: Eukaryota; Ciliophora; Oligohymenophorea; Hymenostomatida; Tetrahymenidae
Exons: 1
Source: RefSeq, a predicted model, not a curated record